Molecule: messenger RNA, 1514 nt
Organism: Vespa mandarinia (Asian giant hornet)
Lineage: Eukaryota; Metazoa; Arthropoda; Insecta; Hymenoptera; Vespidae
Product: small ribosomal subunit protein uS15-like
Biological process (GO): translation
Cellular component (GO): cytosolic small ribosomal subunit; nucleolus; ribosome
Molecular function (GO): structural constituent of ribosome; small ribosomal subunit rRNA binding
Source: RefSeq, a predicted model, not a curated record
UUUUUUUGACUACUAAACAUUUCAAACGAAGUUUUUCUCCUUUUAUAACAUAUCUCGUAUUACGACGUUACAUCGAACGAUUUUAUAAAUUACACAUAUAUUGUUUUUACAAUAAAAUUAAACAAAUUAAAUCAUUAUUUUUUUUAUAUUACAUACUUACACGAUAUUGGCAAGUUUAUCAUCCGAUGUAUCGUAGUAUGGUCAAAAGUAGUUCCUGAUUUAACCGCGACGAAGUAACAAUGUGGUGAUCUUCUAGGGAUUUUUAAAAUAUCACUAACAUUACGCAAUCACGUCUCGAAGAGAGAAACGCUUAAAGAAGGAACGCUUAGACAAAGAAAUCCUUUAAGCUCUUUCGAUUUGGAAAAUUUGCCAUCAUGGGUCGUAUGCACGCACCAGGGAAAGGUAUAUCCCAGUCAGCUUUACCUUAUCGUAGAAGUGUACCAACUUGGUUAAAGUUAACUCCUGAAGAUUGUAAAGAACUUAUUUAUAAACUAGCAAAGAAAGGAUGUACUCCAUCACAAAUUGGUGUUAUACUUCGUGAUUCUCAUGGAGUUGCCCAGGUAAGAUUUCGUACGGGGAAUAAAAUACUACGUAUUAUUAAAAGUAUGGGCCUUGCUCCAGAUUUACCGGAAGAUUUAUAUCACCUGAUUAAAAGAGCAGUUGGUAUUCGGAAACAUUUAGAAAGAAAUCGCAAGGAUAAAGAUAGUAAAUUUCGAUUAAUUCUUGUUGAAUCGAGAAUUCAUCGUCUUGCAAGAUAUUAUAAGUCAAAGGGUUCACUUCCACCUAAUUGGAAGUACGAGAGUUCUACAGCCAGCGCUUUGGUGGCUUAAUAUAGUCUGUUUAUUAAUAAACAACUUUCGUGUCGAUUUAUGUACAUUUGUAAAUAUAUUCUUUUCUUUUUUUUUUUUUUUUUUUUUUUUAAUUAUUUUUAAUCGAUACUAGUCCAAUCAGACUGCCAUUUAUGACAAUCACUUUUUUACUGUAGUAAAAAUAUAUUUCGUAUUAUAUCAAAUCACCAAAGUAUUGAUUAAAUAACUUUUCGAUUAAUAAUCACAUACAAUCGACCGAAAAUUAUAAAUUUUUAUCUUAAAUCUUUUGUCUGUAUAAGAACUACUAUACAAAUAAUAUUAACACAAUAUCAUUAACAUAAGCAUAAUUUUCAAUAAUCGAUGAAAAACGAGCUUUAAUUAUAAUCAUCAAACUUUUAUAUAAAUUGUUGUCACAUAUUUAUUUUAUAUUAAUAUAAUUAAUAUAAUUGUAGAAUUCGUAACGACUAAAUGACAAUGCCAAAAAAUAAUUAUUUAUGAUCUUGUAAAACGCGCGGAACGUGUAUUUUUCAUCCAAUAUUGUAUAAUAGGCGUAUUUCUAUUUUCAUAUUUAUUUUACUAUAAUAUAUAUUAUUUUUAUUGCUUUAUUUUGUCAAGGUGAAAUACUACUAUUGGAAUACACGAUAUUUGCACAGAGAAUUAUUUUAAAACUCGAUAUAUUGUUAAUAAUAUAUUUUCUUUUAUGUA